CUUUAGACGAUUUGCAACACUGCGAAUUUGGCGUCCAAGAAAUUGCCUUCACUUCUUUUCGCGACUUUGAAAGAGAGUUUUCCGAUUUCCCAGACAAAACCAUGUCGCCGAAGACUAAGAAAAUGGUGGUCAAGAUCCCACGGCACCCGUACUUCAAUGUGCAGGGCGAGCGGAGCGUGGAACGAGAGGUGGAGUACCAGGUGCGAAAGUGUCGCGUAAAUCUCGAGCGCAUCAAAUCUUCAAACACCCCGAAUUCUCGUCCAUUUCCGUUAAAACCGAAGCCCAAGAGAUGCAUUGUACGCGUGGCCCGUCUUCCGGACGUAGAGCGCAGUGAGAUUUCCGUAACCCCGGCCAGUUCCAUCAUGAAUUCCGAUAUCGACGAGGGUAACUCCAGCGAAUAGGAGCAAACCAUGACAUGUCCCAACCAUCACCUACCUACACCUAAGAAACCUGGCUCCGUUGCUCUUAUCUGGCUAGCUAUACUAUCGAUGAACACAUCCAAAAGUCAUACUCUUUCUAAACCGGAGAGAGUCAUUCAUUUCUUUUAACAUAUAAACUAGAUGUCCAAUAAAAAUGAAUUAUUUCUUGACGAAUAUUUUAAAAGAAUAUGUACAAGAAUAGCAUCUGCGUCUAUGCUAAUGAUACUCGAUUCAUUACAUUAAAUUGGUAUAUUGGAAAAUGA
Molecule: messenger RNA, 682 nt
Organism: Drosophila takahashii
Lineage: Eukaryota; Metazoa; Arthropoda; Insecta; Diptera; Drosophilidae
Gene: HP4
Product: Heterochromatin protein 4
Source: RefSeq, a predicted model, not a curated record